GCAGCAGCAGAAGCGCAGGGGUGAGGGGGUGGGGGGUUGAAAGCGCCGUCCAACACGUGAGGCUCAUGUGAUGGACUUCACAGUUGCACACAUUGACGUGCCUGUAGUCACAGGACUUGUUCUACACGUAGGCAUCGAGCCACCCGCCCUUUCCCUGCGCACACUCAGUCGGAAUCCAGCCUUGGCUGUUCAUAACAGCGGUCCACUCCUCACAUCUCACAGGGUGACCAACACGCGCCGCGUCUACAACUCCAAACACUCAGAAACAGAGAAGAAUGCGCCUUGCUUAGAAAAAAAUACACCAGAACAUACGGAAAUAUUUUGGUUUUAUUUCCCUCGCUCUGGAUCGUUUUUCUUCUAUUUUUAUUUAUUUUUUAUUUUUAACUUUCUGAGCAACAUGGAGGGGAUUACGAGGGCGCAACCGCCACCAUGCGCACCCAAACUUCCAUCGUUGGAUAUAGCUGACAUGCAGGGGAUGGAUUUUCCAAUGUACGUGUAUAAAUCAAGACGGGGUAUGAAGCGCGGGGAUGAGAGCAGGGAAACCUACAAACUGCCACAUCGACUAAUCGAAAAGAAAAGAAGAGACAGAAUCAACGAAUGUAUUGCCCAGCUCAAAGAUUUGCUGCCAGAGCACCUCAAACUUACAACGCUGGGUCAUUUGGAGAAAGCGGUGGUGCUGGAGCUCACUCUGAAGCACGUGAACGCUUUGAACAGUCUCCUAGAGCAGCAGCAGCAGAAGAUCAUGGAACUGCAGAAAGACCUACAAAUGAGUGACCAUGGAGGUGACACCACAGAAGUCAGUGAACAGAUGUUCCGUUCUGGUUUCCACCUGUGUGCGAAAGAGGUCCUCCACUAUCUGGCUCGCCGGGACAGCAGUCAGGAUCUGAUGCCGUCCCAUGUCAUCAGCCACAUCCACAAGGUUGCUUCCGAGGUUCUACAACAUCAAAGCGACACGCUCGUCGGUGAGUCCGUCCAUCAGAAUUCAGAGAAACCGAAGAAAAGCUCAGAACAGCCUUCCAGAGCUGCCGACGGUCCGUCCAAGAACUGUGUCCCCGUCAUUCAAAGGACUUACCCUGGCGGCUUAGGAGAGCAGAGUGGCAGUGACACAGACACUGACAGCGGCUACGGGGGCGAACACGACAAACGUGACCCCAAAGCCCGGUGGUCGGACAGCCACAGAAAGGAGGAAGAUCUUAAGCACAGUGACGAUGUCAAGCACGAGGAGGGCGAGCCUUGCGCUAAGAAGUCGCGGUCUGACUCCUCCGGGGACGAAAGCCUCCCUGGUCCUAUUGGCAGUUACGUACCAUUCUCCCCAAACCAGCACCAGCUCUGCCUCCCCUUCUAUCUCAUUCCACCCGCAGCCGCCGCAGCGGCGUACCUGCCAAUGCUGGACAAGUGUUGGUACACAGGCGGCAUGCCAGUAAUGUACCCUGGAAUGAGCACCUCUACGUCCAGUUUACCCCCAAAAACCCUCUCCCCACCUCUUAUGUCCCAGAGGGUAGUGUCUCCAGUUCCACGUCAGAGUCCCAUGGACCCACCUGUACUUCACAAAGUUUCAAAACAGGACUCCCCGUUAAGCUUGGAAACCAAAGAGUAACAAUUUUGCUUUGGGGCUAAAGGAAACAAAAAUGGCUGGUGAACUCUUAAAUUGUCCUCUUCUCCUCCAAGUGGCUUUCCAAGGGUCAUGGCCACUGGUAGCAUGUCUCUGAAAACACUGUGAACAUUUAGGAAUAACUGUGGAAGAGUAAUACAGACUCUCUGUACACUGUGCUGAAUGUCAGAGGUUAAUCCAGAAUGUACAGUGCAAAGGCCCCCUCUUCAAAAAAUGAGGUUUUUAUAGUAUGUGUUUACACCUAUUUGCACACACACCAGUCUAAUGAAUGUAAGGCAUAAACAAAAGCCCCAUGUACUAUAGAUGCUGCUUGGACUCAUAUGAACUGCUGUAGAUCCAAAAACGACAGAUCUACUGUAUUGUUUUUGUCUCAGAACUGCAAAUAUUCAUGAUAUUUUUCAUUUCAUUUUAUUAUGAUUAUUUUUACAAAAUUAUUUUUCGUUUUGACCACAUGAUAUCACUCAUCCACCUCCGGCUAUCUUGGGAGAUAAACAAAUGAGUGUUUGUAAAGAAUUCAGGGCGUUGUCACUGUAAAAGGUGUGUCACUCGUGAUCUGAAGUGAGCAUAGUGAGCAUAAAUACUUUUAUGAUUUCCUCGUGACACAUGACUCAUGUGUGCAUCUAAAUCGAUCUCCUGUGAAGUUGUUUAUACUACUCAUUUUUAUUUUUGAUACGUGACCUAAUGAGUGGAUUUGUGUUGCUCCUCGAGAAGGGUUUAUUGUACAUAUACUGUUUUUUUUUUUCAACCCCAUUUGUGUUGUCCCCUCAAACUCCAGAUCGAGCCAAGUCUGAUCUCUGCUCGUGAUGUUGCCUUUGACUCAUUUUUUUGGAGACACACUGACGAUGUAUUUUGCUUUAAAUAUUGUGUCUGUAUCAAAAAGAGUGAAUGUAAAUUUCAAACAAAAAAGUAGUAAUAGUUUUAUAUAGAAAGAGGUACUUGGGAUUUUUAUUUAGAAUUGAAACACGAUUGUUGCUCAGAAUUUUGUAAAGUAUUAUUGAUACAGUAUAUAUUAAGGUAUUAAU
Messenger RNA from Corythoichthys intestinalis (scribbled pipefish), 2634 nucleotides. It is a transcript of the gene bhlhe40, whose product is annotated as basic helix-loop-helix family, member e40. Bases 71 to 1597 code for a protein of 508 amino acids. Gene Ontology annotation, cellular component: nucleus. The transcript is spliced from 5 exons. Gene Ontology annotation, molecular function: RNA polymerase II cis-regulatory region sequence-specific DNA binding; protein dimerization activity; DNA-binding transcription factor activity, RNA polymerase II-specific. Gene Ontology annotation, biological process: circadian regulation of gene expression; regulation of transcription by RNA polymerase II; anterior/posterior pattern specification. The record is from RefSeq and is a predicted model, not a curated record. NCBI's taxonomy places the organism in Eukaryota, Metazoa, Chordata, Actinopteri, Syngnathiformes, Syngnathidae.